Messenger RNA from Neoarthrinium moseri, 762 nucleotides. RefSeq lists its product as uncharacterized. The coding region runs from base 1 to 762 and encodes 253 amino acids. The record is from RefSeq and is a predicted model, not a curated record. NCBI's taxonomy places the organism in Eukaryota, Fungi, Ascomycota, Sordariomycetes, Amphisphaeriales, Apiosporaceae. The transcript has 4 exons.
AUGCACACGACAGAAAGUCUAAGGGAUAUUCCCCCGGCGCUUCAAUCCAAGUCGCUACAUCUUUUAACGGAAAAUACCCCAAAUGGUAAAAAGGUCCAGAUUCUACUUGAGGAGCUUCGAAUUGCAAACCAGAUCACCUGGGAAACGCACCUCAUUGACUUGGAAUCCGAGGAACAGAAGAAGGAUUGGUUCCUCGCGCUGAACCCUAAUGGCCGAAUACCACUCUUGUACGACAAUACGCCAGAUCUGCCUAUUUGUGUAAUGGAGAGCUCAGCGAUAUUGAUAUACCUACAUGAGAACUUCGACAAGGACAAAAUCUUUGGGUUCGACACAGCCGAUGAGCGAAGUCAAGCAUUCCAAUGGUUAUUCUUCUGGCAUGCAGCGGCUCCGAUACAGGGACAAACUAGGCAUUUCUCUGAUAGACUCGGCGAAUCGUUCCUAUAUGUGAAUACACGCUUGAGGAAUGAGAUGUUGAGAAUCUACUCUGUGUUAGACGACCAUCUCAGCGGGAAGCAUCGAUAUUCCAUUACCCGAGACUACAUAGCUGGCGCAGGUGUGGGUAAGUACAGUAUCGCGGAUAUAGGAACCUGGCCACACGUCAGGGCCUGGAGAUCUCUAGGCUUCUCGCAUGACGACAUGCUGGCAUAUCCUCAUCUGCUGGAGUGGAUUUCCAGGGUCGCGGAUAGACCAGGUGUCCAGAUUGGUAUUAGCGACAAAUAUGAUAGCGAAGAAAACCCAAGCCUGAUAGUUCGAGGGAUCUAG